AUGCGAGGAAGCGACGCGCCUCCAAUUGAGGCUCAGCGACGGGCCAAGAAUCGACAAGCUGCAGUCGCAGAGGCGGCCAGGACUCGCUCGGAUUCUGCGUCAAAGGUCCCCUUUCCCUUUCCUGCUCCGCUCUCAAUCUCUCUCUCUUUCUCUCCGCCGGGUCGGACGGGCGUUGAUGGCUGGACCUGGGGGACCUCUUGGGCUUGGCCUUUUUUCGCUGGCUGGCGGACGGAGCGACGGCACAAGGACGUAAAAGCGCCCGGACACGGAAGCGGUGCGCCGGGCUGGCAGAAGGACGGAGCCAAUGUUCUGCACCGUCAAACGUCAAGCUGGCAGAUGACGUCGCAAGUCGGCGAGCGAGAUUCGUCUCAACUGGCGAGCGAAGCAAUUGACCUCGAAGCCUGGCUGCGUCGAGGCUGGAUCGAGGUUGGACGAUUUAGCCCAGCUCCGUUGAAUGGGCGAAUGGAUGGCCCGAGAUGGAGGGUGGGCCGGGCCUAG
Trichoderma aggressivum f. europaeum is the source of this 498-nucleotide messenger RNA. RefSeq lists its product as uncharacterized. The record is from RefSeq and is a predicted model, not a curated record. Lineage: Eukaryota; Fungi; Ascomycota; Sordariomycetes; Hypocreales; Hypocreaceae. The transcript has a single exon. Bases 1 to 498 code for a protein of 165 amino acids.